Messenger RNA from Lecanosticta acicola, 2559 nucleotides. NCBI's taxonomy places the organism in Eukaryota, Fungi, Ascomycota, Dothideomycetes, Mycosphaerellales, Mycosphaerellaceae. The record is from the annotation of a GenBank genome assembly.
AUGGACGGUCGCGCGCCCAAUCAGCCGCCGGCCAACUUCGAGGAUCAAUUCAGGUAUGAAGUCAAUACUUUCGAAUGCAAUAUUCCACUCCGCGGAUCUCUUUGGAGAUACUGACUCGGCAGCAGGCAAAUGGUCUUAAACAGUCCAUCAGAAAACACUCCACGAGUGCGCCUUCCGCCCCCUAACUACGGACCCAACUACGUUCAGCCACAGCCCAUACAGCCGCAAUACGAUGGCUCUCCUGCGUAUUGCGCUCCGGCUAUGCCACAGUAUCCGAGACGUGGACUGCCUGUUCAGCGACGACAUAUUGCACCAGACCCAAUGCAAGGCCCAGACCAGCCACCGCCACAACCACUGCCGCAUGCCAUGCCACCAUACAUACGACCUCGCGGCAAUGCGCAUCUAGGAGCACCACAAAAUAUGCAUCAAACUAACCAGCUUCAUUAUCAGCAGCUACAUUACCGCGGCCGUCCCGGGCAUGCGAGAGGUGCCGGCCGAGGAGGUCCUGGACAGAGACAGCAGCGGCAACAGCAGGUUCAACUCGAUCCGAACGCUUUCGCACGCGGUGGACGUGUACAGGGCCAAGUCCGGCCGCAUCUGUUCGAGCCCAAUGCUCAACUCCAAGACCCAAACUUCACGUACAAUGAUCAGCGCGAACUGCAGAAUCAAUAUCUCCAGGAUACUGUCCAGAAGGUGGUUCCUCCCGUAGAGAUGAGCCAAGCCGAGCGUGGUUCGAAGGAGACAUUCCAAGAAACCCUUCAGAAGCUCUGUCAUGAGCUGUGCGAAGAGAACCCAAAGCUGCCGAAGGUCCAACUUGAAUGCUUUGGUUCGUUUGCCAGCGGCUUCGCCUCCACAGGCUCGGAUAUGGAUCUUGCCCUUGUCGUACAAGAUCAGUCAUCUACCGAAGCGGUGUUCUCUAUGCUCGAAGAUGAUCUUCCACGCUCGCUCGAGAAGAAGCUACUACAGGCCGGCCACGGCGCACGCUUGCUGACGAGAACGCGAGUACCUAUCAUCAAGGUCUGUCAGAGCCCUGGUGCAAGUUUUCUGGAUAAGCUGGUUGUCGAGCGCGAGAGAUGGGAAUCCCUUCCUAUUGAGAAGAAGUACCCCCAUCUCUACCCGGAAGGCGACGAUGACGGCGAGGACGCCCCUCAGUCUACCGGAGGCGCGCGGGUGGAAGCUGCUGUGACAUCAGCUGCUGUACAGGGCGUCGUUGCGGACGCCUCAAUUAUUGAGACAAAGGACACUGUGACGAAAGAGAGCACACUCCGGGAAAUAUCGACAGGCACUUCAGAAACAGCACUGGAGACGGCGCACAUCGUCACCACGAACACUGAUACUUCUAAUCACGUGAAGCAAAAGCGCGAUUACAACAACACCUGGACACGCGAGAGGAAGCCGGGUCCCCUCGACUUUCCAAAAGAUGGCGUUGGCAUUCAAUGCGACAUCAACUUCUUUAAUCCACUUGGCCUUCACAAUACGCAGAUGCUGCGUUGCUACUCUCUGUGUGACCCACGAGUACGUCCCAUGGUGUUAUUCGUGAAGUCCUGGGCAAAGCUUCGGAAGAUAAACAGCUCCUAUUCUGGCACACUUUCUAGCUACGGCUUCGUGCUCAUGGUACUGCACUACUUGAUGAAUGUCGCACGGCCUCCGGUCAUUCCGAAUUUACAGCAUUCCUGGCGUCCUGACCGGCGAUGCACUCCUCGAGGUGCCAACAAGGUCGAAGUCGACGGUUGGGACGUUGACUUCUGGCGGAACGAGGAUGAGAUCAAGAGCGCAUUUCAAAUGGGCCAGAUGAGUUCCAACCAAGAGUCUGUCGGAUCACUAUUGGUCGGCUUUUUUCAGUACUUCUCUGCUCAGAUGCGCGGAGCACAGUUCAGAUGGACGACAGAAGUACUUUCCUUACGCACUGAGGGUGGCAUACUCACCAAGACAUCCAAAGGCUGGGUCAAGGCUACUACUGAGGAGAGCGGAGGCAAGAAGGUGCAGUAUCGCUAUCUGUUCUGCAUUGAAGAUCCAUUCGAGUUGGCGCACAAUGUUGCAAGAACUGUCACCCAUAACGGUAUUGUCGCCAUUCGGGACGAAUUCAGGAGAGCCUACCGGAUUCUCCUCCACGUUGGACAAGGACGUCCAUCGCAAGAAGGUGAGCUUUUCGCUGAACUUGUCGAAGCAGAACAGCCCGUUGAAACAUCGGACGGACUCAAGCCUCUGGAAGCCACGGCAGAUGCUAGUAAGUGGCGACCGGACAAUUCUGCCACGAAGCCGAUUCUUGAGACGAAGCAGGACAUAGCGCAGCGGCAGAAGCCCACCGACCGUGGGCAAGGCAAAGCGCGUGCAGACCUACCAAAGCAAGAUGCGAAGGCGAUCGACGUUGGAGAUCAGGAAGCAUUCCCAUCGCUCAGCGCUGCGUCUGCCCCCAGGAAGCGGCAAAAGGAGAAAGACAUGUCGUCCAUCGAUGGCAAGAAAGCUCAGGCGUACUUGGAGGAAUACCGGCGGAAGAAAGCUGAAGCUGAGGCGGAGCAGACCGCAAACCAGUCCGCUGAAUGGGUACUGCACGAUUGA